Molecule: messenger RNA, 790 nt
Organism: Aphidius gifuensis
Lineage: Eukaryota; Metazoa; Arthropoda; Insecta; Hymenoptera; Braconidae
Exons: 4
Coding region: 110-640 (176 amino acids)
Source: RefSeq, a predicted model, not a curated record
AGUUCUACAUUCAAAAAAAUGUCCCCGUGAAGGGUAUUAUUUCGCUUUGAAGCUGGUAAUUCUACCAGCUGAAGAAUUCCAAGAAGGGGUCAACGUAAUUGCGCGAUGGAUGGAGUAUCACGUGGCUGAGUUUCCAAAUUUACUGGCUUUUUUGAACUACCUCCAAAACUGGGUAGACCGCCGGGAACAAGCCAGUGUGUUUGGAACAUUAAACACAACCAACAACUCAGUAGAAUCUUAUAAUAAACAAAUAAGAUUAACAUUGGGUUCUCCUAACACGUUUGUAAUGGAAUAUCUUCAAAAACUGCAAUCGGAAAUAACCAACGUUGGAAUCCAAGCCGGCAGAUAUACGAAAAUGAUGGAUUCCAACAAGGAAAUGAGAAAAUGUUCUGCAGCUAAGAGGGCAAUUGAAAAAGAUGCCAAAUACAAAAAUAUAAGCGAGGCUGAAAAGAAGUUGAUUGCAAAAAGAAUAACUGUAGCUGAAUUUCUCUUUGAAAUCUGUUCACCAGAAGAUAAAGAGGCAAUUAAAAAAGAAAGGCGAACAACAAAAGGUCAAAUAUCCGGUCAAUUGAAAUUCGAUAGUGUGGCUGCGGCAGUGGAUGCUUUUUCUGAUGAAUCAGACGAUGAAUAUACAGAUUAAUUCAGGAAUCGAACCAAUUUCAUACAUGGAAGUACAUGGAAAAAUGUACAAACUCAUCAGUAUUCCAGCAUCAAAACUCAUCAAGAAAAAUUAAAUCUUUAAUAAAUUUACGAUUGUAUUGUAUUUGAUAAAAAAAUUUAAAAAUUUCAA